UAGGAGGCAUGCUCAUAACCCACCCAGCUGAAGAAAAGCAUGGGAAGAAAAGUGAGUUAAUAAGCAUCAUCUUCUCAUUACCCUUUCUGACUCUCAACGGUCUCAGCCAUUUAACCUUACUCAUCAGAAGCCUAAAAAUAUCAUCUCAAGUCAGCAACUUGAGACAAGUCCAACUGCCUUUCUUUUCACAUGAAUUAAGAGCUUUUGCCUUUUCUUCCAGUGACUGUAAAACCACUCUGCAUGUGUGUAUAUGUUUACUCACGCUCCACUCUCCACCCUGAGGGAGCGCACAGACUCAAAGCCAAACUCCAUCACGUUGCAGCACUCAGAGGUGAACUCAUGGCGACGGCCCUGGAAGCACUCCUCAUCAAAGACAAUGAUCUGGAAGGGCAAAGCAGACAUAGGACUCACCUUCCAGUGGCCGGAGAACUUGGUGCAAUGACUCUCCUGAAGCCCCUCACCAUGUCUCAGACUGCCAAGUCCGCCUCCAGCCAGGGCACUGAUGCCAAGGACAAGGGAGCCCCUGCCCCCGCUGCCUCCAGCAAGGCCACCAAGACCGGCGAGCCUGGCAUGGGAUCCUACAGAAUCAUGCUGUUCGACCAGGAGAACUUCCAGGGCAGGAUGAUCGAGGUCCAGAAUGAGUGUAUGAACGUGUGUGACCGUGGCAUGGAUAGAGUGCGUAGUAUCAUUGUGGAGUGCGGCCCCUUUGUUGCCUGGGAGCAGACUAACUUCCGUGGGGAGAUGUUCAUCCUGGAGAAGGGAGAGUAUCCUCGCUGGGAUACCUGGAGCAACUCCUACCGCAGCGACUGCCUCAUGUCCCUCAGGCCCAUCCGCAUGGACAGCAUGGAGCACAAGAUCUGCCUGUAUGAGCUCUCUGACUUCAAGGGCAACAAGAUGGAGAUCCAGGAGGAUGAUGUGCCCACCCUCUGGGCGCAUGGCUUCUGCGACAGAGUGGGCAGCGUGAGGGUGCCUGGAGGAUCCUGGGUGGGUUACCAGUACCCUGGAUACAGAGGCUACCAGUACCUGUUUGAGUGUGGUGACUACAGACACUACAACGACUUCUGCGCCUUCCAGCCCCAGAUCCAGUCCAUGCGUCGUAUCAGGGACAUGCAGUUCCACCAGAGAGGAUGCUUCACCUUCACCUCUGCCAGCAAGUGAAUGAAUGACACCUACUGGCCGUCUGGUGCUGUUGUAGCCAGGUCCUCUUAGCUUUUUAUUUCUCCAAAGCCCCGUUCAUCAAUCCUUUCCUAAACAUCUACCAUCAUCGCUCCAUCCUAAAGGAAAGACAGAAUGAGAGCAUUACACUGGACAACCUUAAGUGACUUUUUAUGGUGCUAAAAUAAACAUGUUGUGAAAAACCU
Messenger RNA from Sphaeramia orbicularis (orbiculate cardinalfish), 1361 nucleotides. Its product is annotated as beta-crystallin B1-like. Gene Ontology annotation, biological process: visual perception; lens development in camera-type eye. The record is from RefSeq and is a predicted model, not a curated record. The coding region runs from base 241 to 1158 and encodes 305 amino acids. The transcript has 7 exons. Gene Ontology annotation, molecular function: structural constituent of eye lens. Lineage: Eukaryota; Metazoa; Chordata; Actinopteri; Kurtiformes; Apogonidae.